AUGAACCAAAGAAAUAAAACAACCACACCUCGCCAUCUCCGUAAGUAUAUCAAACUCGGUGCCCUAGCUAAGAUUCGUGACGCUCGUAUCAGUGCUAGAUCGAAACAGAUUAACUUCAUCCAUGAAAUUCCUAUCAAUCAUGCUCUCUCAUCGUCACAACCCUCAUCUAUUACUCAGCAUGAGGCCAACUCUGUUGAAACAAUUCCUCUCUUCCUCACCAGGAUCCAUGGCCCUCACUGCCCACAAAGGAAGAGGCUCACUGCUACAAAGCCAAUCACCUAUGUACCCAUCAAUCCCUCUAUUGCCUUGCCUGAUCUAGCUAUUGAGUCCUUUGGAAAUGAUGUUGACAUCGCGAUUUGA
Molecule: messenger RNA, 360 nt
Organism: Lotus japonicus
Lineage: Eukaryota; Viridiplantae; Streptophyta; Magnoliopsida; Fabales; Fabaceae
Exons: 1
Coding region: 1-360 (119 amino acids)
Source: RefSeq, a predicted model, not a curated record